Beta vulgaris subsp. vulgaris (sugar beet) is the source of this 1997-nucleotide messenger RNA. Its product is annotated as RNA polymerase II C-terminal domain phosphatase-like 4. The coding region runs from base 717 to 1997 and encodes 426 amino acids. The record is from RefSeq and is a predicted model, not a curated record. Lineage: Eukaryota; Viridiplantae; Streptophyta; Magnoliopsida; Caryophyllales; Amaranthaceae. Gene Ontology annotation, molecular function: RNA polymerase II CTD heptapeptide repeat phosphatase activity. Gene Ontology annotation, cellular component: nucleus. The transcript has 2 exons.
AUGGUUUUUGAUGUUUGUAAUGAUGAGAGCAGGAUGGGAUUUAGAGGCGGCGUGGGGACACUUGCUUUAUGGUCAGUCCCCAAAUCUCAAAGAAGUUGUAACAUACUAUUAUUAUUUUUAUUGUGAAAGAAAAAUAAUUGUCAAUAAUAAGUUAUCUUUGUCCUAUGCGUUAAAAAUAUGUCGUUUUUUGAUAUUUUUUUCCCGAAUAAGUGUACCUUUAGUACUUAAUGAUUUUAAACAAGUUAAAUUAUAAAUAAUUUGACUUUUUUCUUUCUUUUUUAUAAUUUUAUAUUUUUUUUUAUUUUCUCUCUCAUUCCUUUUUUAAUUUUUUUUUUAUUAAAAUCAUAAUUUUAAUUAAUGACCGUUGACCCGAGAUCUCAAAGUGUGGCUCUUUCUUUUUAUUUUUUUUAGGGGAAGGGUGGCUCUUUCUUGAUUGCUGAUUGUUUAUCUAAUUACUAUAUCUGUUUUUUUUUUUUUUUUUUUUUUAUUUAUUUAAAAAAACGACAUAACCUUGCAUUGUCCAAGUCAAGUGGGACUCUGCUUUCUUUUUAGUAAUCCGAAUUGGCGACAUAUUCAAUAUCUUUUAACCAAAUUUGUCAAACCCCUCCCCCAGAUUGAUUAUAAAACGAAGAAUAUGGGAGGUAAAAUCGCACCUUUGUAUAUUUCUCUGUCGAAUUCUGGCUGUAGAAAAAUUUGACGAACAAAAAUUUCUAACAAUGAGCACUCAAAUUCUAAAUUUUCCUACUGCAAUCUUUAACAACAAUCCAUGUGAGCAUAUACAUCGCUUCAACAAUUGGUGUAUAUGGUGCGGUAAGACUUUGGAUUAUACCCCUAAUGAUUUUCAGCCUUAUGAUAACGUUAAUUCUCACAUACAUAAUCCAGAAGUUAAUUCUUUAUUAAACCAGAAAAAACUAUAUCUAGUUCUUGAUUUAGAUCAUACAUUGCUUAAUACGACUCGAUUGACGGACUUAAGUUUGGAUGAGGAAUACCUCAAGUAUCGAACUAUAUCUUCUUUGUUUAUGUUAGAUAAAAUAGGGAUAAUUACAAAGUUGAGACCGUUUGUUCAUAGAUUUUUACAAGAAGCAAAUAAAAUGUUUGAAUUGUGUAUUUACACUUUGGGGGACCGUGCUUAUGCCCGAGAGAUGGCGAAACUUCUUGAUCCUGAAGAUCAGUUUUUUAAAUCAAGAAUAAUUUCAAAAGAUGAUUAUCCUGAUAGAGAUAAAAAAGGGCUAGAUGUUUUAAAAAUACCCGAGAAUAUGGUUAUGAUACUUGAUGAUACAAAAGCAGUUUGGCAAAAUCACAAAGAAAAUCUGAUUUUAAUGGAUAGAUAUCACUAUUUUUCUUCUAGUUGUCGUGGUUUUGGUUACAAAAACUGGAAGUCUCUUUCUCAAUUGAAAAGAGAUGAGGAUGAAUAUGAUGGAGCACUUGCAACCAUUCUUCGUGUUCUUACAAGAAUACACCAUGAAUUUUAUGAAAAUUAUAAAGAUACUGUUGAUAUAGAUGUCAGACAACUGCUAAAAACAGCAAAACAGGGAGUUUUAAGAGGUUGUAAGAUAGUGUUUAGUGGAGUUUUUCCCAGAAAUUAUGUUGCUGCUAAUCAUCGUUUGUGGAAGAUGGCCGAAGAGUUGGGAGCUCUAUGUUCAACUGAACUUGAUUCUUGUGUAACCCAUGUUGUUUCCACAAAAGGUGACACGGAGAAGUCUCGUUGGGCUGUCCAAGAGGGCAAGUUCCUGGUGCACCCUAGGUGGAUCGAAGCUGCAUAUCAUUUAUGGCGUAGACAUUUAGAAGACAAGUUUCCUGUGAACGUAGCUACAUUCAAGAUGAAGGCUAUCCCGUCACCUGCCGCAAGAUUAGGCUCGGGUGUUACUUUGAGCACAAAUGUAGAGUUGAAAGAUGCAACUCGCCCUUGCUUCCAUAGCUUGAUGGGAUUCUUAUACACAAUUCUUCCUGAGAUAUUGUUGAUUGCAUUAGGACCACGAAUGUCUCUUGUAACUUGA